Molecule: messenger RNA, 975 nt
Organism: Effrenium voratum
Lineage: Eukaryota; Dinophyceae; Suessiales; Symbiodiniaceae
Source: the annotation of a GenBank genome assembly
AUGAAGAAGCUCUUGACGACAACCGUUCUUGCGGCAGGCAUUGGCUUGACGCCUCUUGUGGCGCAGGCCGAGCCGAUCAGCCUUGGCGAUUUCGAGCUUGCACCGCGAAUUGCCGAAAGCAUCGCGGCAGGCGAGCCCCUCGAUAUCUUCGUGUCCUAUCACGACGUUUCCAACGAGUUCGCGCCGUUCGUGCGGGCCGGCGUUGAGCGCGCCGACGAAGCCGACAAUGUCAAUGCGCGAUUCAUCGGCCCGGUCGGCGCGGACGCCGAUGCCCAGAUCUCGGAAAUCGAGACGCUUCUCGACCAGAUGGACGGGCUGGCUAUCUCGUCGGUCAGCACCGAUGCGCUCGCGCCGCUGAUCAACCGGGUCGUCGAGGCGGGCAUCCCGGUGAUCAGCUACAAUACGGACAAUCCCGACAGCAAUCGGCUGGUCUUUGCCGGUCAGGAUCUCGUCCAGUCCGGACGCGAAGCGGGCAAGCUGAUGGCCGACAUACUCGGCGGCGAGGGGCGCGUGAUGAUCACCACGCUCGAUGCUGCCGCGCAAUGGUCGCUCGACCGGGAGAACGGCGCCCGCGAGGCGCUGGGCGAACAUGACGGCAUCGAAGUGGUGCGCACUCUGAACACCGGCACCGACCCCCAGGAGAUCUUCGCAGCGAUCGAGAACGCCAUGCUGGCCGAUCCGAACAUUGACGGCAUCCUGUCGCUCGAGUGUUGCUCGACACCGGCGGCCGGCGAAUGGGUCGAACGCAACAAUCGCACCGGCGAGGUCAAGGUGGUCGGCUUCGACCUGCUCGAUCAGACCGUCGAACUGGUCGCCGAAGGCGUGAUCCAGGCGACCAUCGACCAGGCGCCCGAGCGUCAGGGCUAUGAGGCCGUGAACCUGCUCGUGACGUUCCUUGGCGGCGAUGCAAUCGACGAUCUGGACACCGGCGUCGGCGUCUAUACGCCCGACAACAUCGCCGAAGUGAUGCAAUAA